Molecule: messenger RNA, 5357 nt
Organism: Stylophora pistillata
Lineage: Eukaryota; Metazoa; Cnidaria; Anthozoa; Scleractinia; Pocilloporidae
Product: lysyl oxidase homolog 2
Biological process (GO): peptidyl-lysine oxidation
Cellular component (GO): membrane
Molecular function (GO): protein-lysine 6-oxidase activity; copper ion binding
Source: RefSeq, a predicted model, not a curated record
AACAAGGGAUGUCUGUUCAGCGAACUCAGCAGCAGUUCUGGAGGAGAUCUGAUUUCAUGUUUUGGGUAAAUUGAGUGAAAUGUCGCAUGUACUUUUGUCCUGGGCCGCUCUGUUUACAUAGCUGAUUCGUAUUAUAUUUUGCGGAAUUGAUCGAAACAAAUUUGUUGUUUAUGUUGGUCUCGUUUUCGACGUUCAAAUUGCAAUGAAUUGGAUUUUACUUGGAUUAGUACUGACCAGCAUUGAGAUUUCAAGAGGAGUUCUAGUUCGCCUAAAAGGUGGAAAACACUUGUACGAGGGACGAAUUGAGGUGUUAUACAAUGGAACGUGGAAAGCUGUUUGUGAUCACGGCUGGGAGAGAAACGGGGCCCGAGUUGUCUGCCGCAUGCUUGGAUUUCCUGAUGUGCUGCGGUAUACCAAGGGAUAUCAUGCAUUUGGUGUUGGAAAGCCGGGGAAAUUCUGGCUCGAUGACGUCCGAUGCUCUGGAGAGGAGGAUUCGAUUGACAAAUGUUCGCACAGGCCCUGGGGCCGACAUAACUGUCAAUAUUAUAAUCAGGCUGGUGCUGUUUGCAGACGGCGUUUGAGUAACCUCAUUGUUGAGCCCAAGCCUUCGCAAGCGAGCGGUCAGAUUUCAAAAGUCAAUAUCAGGUUAAAAGGUCCAGUUGUUGAUGACUACAUAUCAGAAGGUGUCGUCCUAGUGGAGCAUGAGGGAAAGUGGGGUUAUAUUUGUCCCUCCAAAUGGACUCAAAGUAACUCGUACGUGCUGUGCGGCCAGCUUGGUUUCCCUGCUGCCAAGACACCAACGACGCAUACAGAAACCAUCCAAGAUGUAGAGCCCGUCUAUUGGCUGGACCAGGUGACAUGCAAAGGAUGGGAGGGGUCGAUUGUGUCAUGUGACCAUACAGGGUGGGGUCGUCAUCAAUGUGAAGAUGGAGGAGCGGUGCGGAUCGAAUGUGUCAGGAGAUUACUAAGAAAGCCACUCGACGUGAGAUUACGAAGUGGGGCCCUGGUAUCCGAGGGACGUGUGGAAAUUCAGCAUAGCAGAUACUGGGGCACCAUUUGUGAUGAUCACUGGACCAUAAGGGAAGCUAAUGUGGUCUGCAGGUCCAUGGGUUACGGAACAGCGACAAUGGCAUCAAGGAAUGCGUAUUACGGAAGAGGAAUUGGAAAGAUCAUGCUUGAUGAUGUAUACUGUGUGGGAAACGAGAAGAGUAUCAAACAGUGUAAGAAAAGCAGAUGGCAGAAGUCCAACUGUGAUCAUCAUGAAGACGCUGGUGUCAGAUGUAAUGUGCCUUCCCUUCAAGGCCAUGAGGUUCGUAUCAGAGGUGGUGCAAACCAUCUUGAGGGUCGGGUUGAAGUUUUCCAUGACGGAAAAUGGGGAACCGUUUGUGCUGAUGGAUGGGGAAUAGAAGAGGCCAUGAUAGUUUGCCGACAGUUAAAUCUUGGAUUUGCCAGUGAUGCAAUCACGAAUCAAACCUUCAGUCAAACAGAUCUCGAAGUUAUCAUGUCUGGUGUCCAAUGCCAUGUGAAUGAUAUCUCUAUUUACAAUUGUGAGCAUGACGAGUGGACAAACACCACCUGCAGUGACAAAAAGAAGUCAGCUGGAGUUGCCUGCGUCAGUGCUCUACCUGAUCUUGUCGUUAACACCGAUAUUCUCAGAAGGAACAUGGAAUUGAAUGUUUUUCCCUUAUCGAUGCUGAGAUGUGCCAUGGAAGAAAACUGUCUCAGUCCAUCUGCAGCAUAUUAUUUAAGAUAUUCCGACACUUAUCAAAGGCGACUCUUACGAUUCAGCGUUCAAGUUGAAAACAGAGGGCUAGAUCACUUCAGACCAAAAGCUGACAAGUCAACUUGGCAGUGGCACAAAUGCCACCAACACUAUCAUUCCAUGGAAACAUUCUCAUCCUAUGAUCUCCUUCGUCAAACAAGCGGCAAAAAAGUCUCCGAGGGGCACAAGGCCAGUUUCUGCUUGGAAGACACCAAAUGCGAUUCUGGGUUUGACAAAGUUUGGAAUUGUACUGACAUGGGAGACCAGGGUAUAUCUCCAGGAUGUUAUGACAUUUAUUACUAUAACAUAGACUGCCAGUGGGUGGAUUGUACCGACUUCGUACACGGCGCGUUUUAUCUCCGCGUUCAUAUCAAUCCAGGCAACCAAGUGGCUGAAUCGGAUUUCAAGAAUAAUGUGGCCAAGUGUUCAGUGUAUGAUUAUGGAACCUAUGUUUUAGCACAUAGAUGUUGGCUAGAGGACUGUGAGAGCGGACUCGAUACACAUGGCGGAAAUUCCGGGGGGAACUGCUGCGUGCUCCCGUUCCUCUAUAAAGGCAAACUCUAUCAUGACUGUACUACGGAUGGUUACAUUAAAAAGUGGUGCUCCACCACUUAUGAUUUUAGAAAAGAUAAAAAGUGGGGAAUAUGUUACGAUUUGUCUUUCCUUCUGGCACCGGGCCUGUCCAUAAAUACACUACUAGCCUGUACUCUUAUGCAACGAACGGUACUGAAUGAAGAUCCAGUCAACAUGUGGUGUGUUCUGUUUGUUGUGUUCGUCUCGUACCUGAGGUUUGCUGGUGGCUCGGAGGUGAGACUCAUUGAUGGAAAGCACGAGUUUGAAGGUCGGGUUGAGGUGAAAUACGACGACGAAUGGAGAGCAGUUUGUGACCAUGGAUGGAACAUGAAGGCGGCCAAUGUUGUUUGCAGAAUGCUUGGAUAUCCGGAUGCAUUGCGCUAUACAAAAGGACAUCUAGCCUUUGGUCGCGGAAAUGGAGAAUUUUGGUUAGAUGACGUCAGAUGCGGAGGAAGAGAAUAUGACAUCGAGAGAUGCUCACACAGAGACUGGGGACGACACAAUUGUCGUUCAACCAAUCAGGCUGGUGUUGUAUGUAAGUUACAUCGAAGUGACAUAAUCUUGAAGCCUGAGCCAUCAUCGGCCAGGGGAGAGGUGACACACGUGAACCUAAAGUUACAAGGUCCAGUUGUUGAUGACUACAUAUCAGAAGGUGUUGUCCAGGUGGAGCAUGAGGGAAAGUGGGGUUAUAUUUGUCCUUCUCAAUGGACUCAACAUAACUCGUUCGUGUUGUGCGGUCAACUGGGAUUUCCUAAUGCUGAGAAACUUGAGUCCUACACUGAAACUAUUGACAGUUUGGACCCUUUUUAUUGGCUGGGCCAAGUCACGUGCAUAGGAUGGGAGUCAUCCAUUGUGUCAUGUGAUCAUGCAGGUUGGGUUCGCCACAACUGCGAGAUUGGAGGAGCCCUGAAGAUCAAAUGCGCGCGCAAAAAUAUCACGCAGCCUCAAGAGGUUCGACUUCGAGGUGGUGCCUUCGUUUCAGAGGGGCGAGUGGAAAUGAAGUACCGAAGUGAAUGGAGAACCAUAUGUGACGACCACUGGACACUGAAGGAAGCUAAUGUAAUCUGCAGGUCUUUAGGCUAUGGGUCAGCGGCGAUAGCAGCCCACAAUGCGUAUUUUGGAAGAGGUAUUGGAAAGGAGAUGCUGCAUAAUUUACGCUGUCAAGGCGAUGAGAGAGACAUCGGCCAAUGUGAACAUCACGGAUGGCGCAGAACAGAAUGUAAUCAUUAUGAAGAUGCUAGCGUCAAAUGUCAUUCUCCACAACUUCAAGGUCAUGAGAUUAGGCUCGCAGGCGGUGCAAAUUCUUUCGAAGGUCGAGUGGAGGUUUUUCAUGGCGGACGAUGGGGAACUGUUUGUGCAGAUAACUGGCGAAUAGAAGAAGCAAUGGUGGUGUGCCGACAGUUGAAUCUUGGAUACGCUAGUCAAGCAGCCACGCAUAACUAUUUUGGCGCCACAAAUCUCAAAGUCAUCAUGUCUGGAGUAAUAUGUCGAGUGGACGAGAUCUCCAUUUACAACUGUCAUCAUCAUCAGUGGAACGAUACAACUUGCAGCAACAAAAACAAAUUAGCAGGAGUCAUUUGCGUAGAUGAGUUACCCGAUCUCGUCAUCGAUACUGAAGCUCUGAAAAGCGAGAUGCGUACGCAGUCCCUCCACGUUGACCAUCUGCAAUGUGCUUAUGAGGAAAACUGUUUAGCAAAAAGUGCAGAUGUUCUCUUUAGGUCAAGUGGUAACCGGUGGGCUAGGCAAAACCGGAUACGAAAACUGUUACGGUUUACAACAAAGAUUGAAAACAGAGGUUGGGAUCAUUUCCGGCCGAACUCGCCCAGAUCAGCCUGGCAAUACCACCAGUGUCAUGGACACCAUCACUCUAUGGAGACAUUUGCUACCUAUGCUCUGCUACGUCAGGGUAAUUGGAGGAGAGCCGCUGACGGGCAUAAGGCCAGUUUUUGUUUAGAAGACACAGAAUGUGAUCCGGGCUUCGAGAAGAAAUGGAACUGCACCAGGGGGGGUGACCAAGGCUUGUCUCCGGGAUGUUUUGAUAUUUAUAGUCAUAAGAUUGACUGUCAGUGGAUCGACUACACCGGCAUUUAUAGCGGUGCUUUUUUUCUUCGUAUCCAACUCAAUCCUGGAAACCAGGUGGCUGAGUCAGACUUCAAGAACAAUGUUGCAAAGUGCUCGGUUUAUGAUUAUGGGAGCUUUUUUAUCGCUCACAAGUGCUGGAUAGAAACUUGCGAAAGUGGCGUUGACACGUAUGCUGGGAAUUCACGGGGAAAAUGCUGCGCGUUUCCUUUCCGUUACAAAGGUAAACUGUACCAUUCUUGCACAACUGAUGGGCACAAAUUAAAAAAGAAAUGGUGCUCAACAACCGAUGAUUACAGCAGGGACAAGAAAUGGGGACUCUGCUUCAACUAGUAAACUGGAGAAGCAAAUGUGACCGAAAGAUUCAGCCAUGUCUUCGACAUCUUGGAAAAGAAAGAACUGACUUAACAUUCACACAAACUUAAGAGCAGCAUAAAUAUAAUUCUUUUUACCAAGCUACAACAUUUAUCCUCUUGAAGUUCUAUAUAGUAAAGCCUAUAUCUGGAAUAACGAUGUUGUAAACUUAAAAUUUCCUCGUCGCUUUAAAGCCAUUUGUUCGUAUUUUGUGAAUACUGAGUUAGCAUUUCCCGAGUGUUUAUCGAUGCUGCUCAUCUUAAUCCCCAUCUCAGAAAUCAGUCAUGGUUCAGUUGUUUUUCUAUGCUCCAUUUUCAGUGAUACGUAUAAUCAUCUCAGCAGUGGGGCGAAUUGGAAUUAAACUUUUAAGUUACUAAAAUGUAGCUUUCAGAAACUAUGUAUAGAAUAGAACGUACUAGUAUAACUUCCAUUUUCUUCUUGUGAAGUGUAACAGCCCUUACUUGUACGUAUGUAUGGAUGUGUCCUACAUGAGAGUCUCGGUUAAAUCAUUCUAUUAGUUAGUCUGUCCUCUUUUUAGGUUGACGAGCUGAAAUAGAAAGAUCCAAUUAGAAGUGUUCUUUUUUUCAUA